CAAUGCUGGAGGCCAUUCAUUCCUUGAGAAUCCUUCCUGCCAAACCUCUACAAGAAUCUGAAUAUGCAGAUAAACGUUGCUUAAGGCCUUCAGGUACCACUUCCCCAACGAGCAGGAGCCCACCUCAGCUCCUCCAAGACUCAGCUAUUCGCACAUUUGAUCCGGAGGAGAGAACACUGCCAAAUGUAAGAGGAGGAAGAAUGAAAAUACAUGGAUACCAGGAGCCUACACCUCCCCCACGGCCUCCAAAGAUGCUGCCAAAGCAGUAUCAGCCCCUGCCUCCAGAGCCACGAAUAAGCAGCCAGGUCUUUCCCAAGAGGAGCACACUCCGCCAAGAUCCCACCUUUCCAAUAUCAGCAAAUGUCACAAGACCUUCAUCUGUUAGGGAGUCAAAUAAAGCACCUGGAAGAGAUCAAGUUACAAGUUUGGGGAAGAAACCUGAAGUAUCUUUUCAAGCACAACAGCAUCCUCCUGAAGCCAGCCCUCAAUGUACACGGAGCUCUAAAAACAUUUGCAGAUCAGGUUCCACAUUAAGAGUAGAUAAUUUGACAGUGAAGAAGUCACCACCUCCUACAUCAUAUGCAGCAUGCAAAAAUAAAUCAAAACAUUUGCUUGUGGAACAGGAAAUGCAAUCUCUUACCCAACCCGCUGAAAAGGAUUUAAACAAAUGUGAAUGGUACGUUGGAGAAUAUGAUCGCCAUAAAGCAGAGAAGAUACUGUUACAGAAAAACCUUGACGAGACAUUCUUGGUUAGAGAUUGUUCAAAGAAAUCGAAGUCUGAACCGUACGUUUUGGUUAUUUAUUAUGGAAGGAGAGUGUACAACAUUAAAGUCCGUUUUCUGGAAGAAAGCCAACAAUACGCGUUGGGAACAGGGCUCAGAGGAGAGUGUAAAUUUAAUUCGGUGGAAGAGAUCAUUGACUUCUACAAAUCCGUUCCCAUAACACUCAUUGACGGAAAGGAUCAGUCAGGAAAUCACAGAGAACAAUGCUACCUCACACAUCCAUUCAAGUCAUGCUGACAUUUUCUGCCUUAUUGUCACUGAGUCAUCUGUAUAGAUAUAAAUAGAGCACUUAUUUAAAUGUCUCAAGAGUCAGAUUUGCCUUUUGAGCAAGGAGGUCCCCAUAGUAUAAUGAAGUAUUUUUCAGGUCUACUCCAUUUUUUGAUUGUUGCAUUUUCACUUUGAGGACACAAAUAAAGAGUAUAUCAAUGUAUUAAUUCAUGGGAAGGUGUUGAGACCGACUCCUGGUAUCUUGACAAUGACUGACCAAUUUGCUUAUCUUGCACUCUACCUUCUAAUUUAGGAUGAAAAUGAAACUCACCCUUGCUUUGAGAUGAAAACAAAACUCGCCCUUGCUUACCUAAAUGUCACUGAAACUCCACCAAGUAGCAAAACCUAAUAAAGUAUACCAGCACAAUACCACGGCCAUUAAA
Molecule: messenger RNA, 1432 nt
Organism: Ficedula albicollis (Collared flycatcher)
Lineage: Eukaryota; Metazoa; Chordata; Aves; Passeriformes; Muscicapidae
Gene: CLNK
Product: cytokine dependent hematopoietic cell linker
Exons: 14
Coding region: 3-1019 (338 amino acids)
Biological process (GO): cell surface receptor protein tyrosine kinase signaling pathway; intracellular signal transduction
Source: RefSeq, a predicted model, not a curated record